Molecule: messenger RNA, 1086 nt
Organism: Euleptes europaea (tarantolino)
Lineage: Eukaryota; Metazoa; Chordata; Lepidosauria; Squamata; Sphaerodactylidae
Gene: CDK10
Product: cyclin dependent kinase 10
Exons: 13
Coding region: 1-1086 (361 amino acids)
Biological process (GO): protein phosphorylation; regulation of mitotic cell cycle
Cellular component (GO): nucleus
Molecular function (GO): ATP binding; cyclin-dependent protein serine/threonine kinase activity
Source: RefSeq, a predicted model, not a curated record
AUGGCGGAGGCUGCCUCGGCGGAGCCGGAGCCUUUGCGGCUGAAGCGUCUCCGCGGCGGCUUCUUCGCGGUGCCUCCGGAGCACAGGCUGGGAAGAUGCCGGAGCGUGAAGGAGUUUGAGAAGCUCAAUCGGAUCGGAGAAGGGACCUACGGCAUUGUGUACCGUGCUCGGGACACCCUGACGGAUGAGAUUGUGGCACUGAAGAAAGUGCGGAUGGACAAAGAGAAAGAUGGAAUCCCCAUCAGCAGCCUGCGGGAGAUCACCCUGCUGCUGAAGCUGCAGCACCCCAACAUUGUGGAGCUGAAGGAGGUGGUGGUGGGGAAUCAUCUCGAGAGCAUUUUCCUGGUGAUGGGCUACUGCGAGCAGGACCUGGCCAGCCUCCUGGAGAACAUGCAGGUUCCCUUCUCUGAAGCCCAGGUGAAGUGCAUCAUCCUCCAGGUUCUCAAAGGCCUUCAAUACCUGCACGACAACUUCAUCAUCCACAGGGACCUGAAAGUGUCCAACUUGCUUAUGACUGACAAAGGGUGUGUGAAGACAGCGGAUUUUGGCCUGGCUCGUGCUUACCAAGUGCCUCUGAAGCCCAUGACUCCCAAAGUAGUCACACUCUGGUACCGAGCCCCUGAACUGUUACUGGGAACAACAACGCAGACCACAGCCAUAGAUAUGUGGGCGGUGGGCUGCAUCCUGGCAGAGCUGCUGGCCCAUAAGCCCCUGCUGCCCGGGAGCUCUGAGAUCCAGCAGAUAGACAUGAUUGUGCAACUCCUGGGCACCCCGAACGAGACCAUCUGGCCAGGCUUCUCCAAGCUGCCCCUGGUGAGCCAGUACACGCUGCGCAAGCAGCCCUACAACAACCUGAAGCACAAGUUCCCGUGGCUGUCAGAAGCUGGUCUCCGCCUCCUCAAUUUCCUCUUCAUGUACGACCCCAAGAAAAGAGCCACGGCCGGCGACUGCCUGGAGAGCUCCUACUUCAAGGAGAAGCCGCUGCCCUGCGAGCCGGAGCUCAUGCCGACUUUCCCCCACCAUCGCAACAAGCGGGCUGCUCCGAGUGUGGGUACAGAGUGCCCAGGCAAACGCAGCCGGCCCUGA